Pseudophryne corroboree (corroboree frog) is the source of this 5492-nucleotide messenger RNA. RefSeq lists its product as uncharacterized. The transcript is spliced from 20 exons. The record is from RefSeq and is a predicted model, not a curated record. NCBI's taxonomy places the organism in Eukaryota, Metazoa, Chordata, Amphibia, Anura, Myobatrachidae. Gene Ontology annotation, cellular component: nucleoplasm. Gene Ontology annotation, biological process: regulation of transcription by RNA polymerase II. The coding region runs from base 265 to 4695 and encodes 1476 amino acids. Gene Ontology annotation, molecular function: DNA-binding transcription repressor activity, RNA polymerase II-specific; RNA polymerase II cis-regulatory region sequence-specific DNA binding.
CGGUGCGAUAAUCACAGCCCUGAGUACAAGAAGAGGGGCGGAGCCGUUAUUAUCACCAUUUGGGAUUGAAUUGGGCGGGCCGUGUUUAGCCUAAGGGGCGUUUACUUUUAUACAACGUUAACUUCCAGGUGAUGGGCCUAACCGGAGGAAGUAGGGAGCGGCCAUUUUUCUGUCUGGCAGCAGACAAGUAAAGAACCAGAGAGUAUUUACUAGAAGACAAGUGAGGGUGAGACGUGUCCUGUAUAAAGUACUGAUUCCCAGAAGAUGGACAAAGACAGAAGUCACAGGACUGACAGGAUACUAAAUCUCACCCUGGAGAUCAUCUACCUGCUGACUGGGGAGGGAUACGUGAUAGUGAAGAAGACAUCCGUUGAGUGUGAGACACCCAUCAGCCGUCCCCGUGUGUCAGGAGGACCGAGCAGGACCCAGAGCCCCAUCACGGUGCCUCCACCUCACUCAGUGAUACAUGAGAGACACAAUGACCAGAAGAUCCUGGAACUCACCAACAAGAUUAUUCAGCCGCUGACUGGAGAGGUUCCUAUAAGAUGUCAGGAUGUCACUGUCUAUGUCUCCAUGCAGGAGGGGGAGUAUAUAGAGGAACACAGGGGUCAGUACAAGGACGUGAUGAUGGAGAAUCACCGGCCCCUCACAUCACUGGGUAAGAGGAGACUGUCAUGUAUUGUACAGGGAAGAGCAGAUGGGCCCAGUAACAGAGAUACCCCAGAGAGAUGUCCCCGUCCUCUGUAUUCCCAGGAUUGUACAGAAGAGAAUCACAGGAUCCCACAGGAAAAUCAGGGAGAAGAUCUGACUAAUAUUAAGAUAGAAUAUACGUAUUUGACCGAUAUGAAGGUAGAAGUUACAGAGGGAGAAGAAGAGACGUAUGUGAGGGGUGAUCAGCAGUGUAAGGAGGAGGAGAUCCCUACAGAUAUCAGCACAGAUGGACACAGCAGUCUAAAUACUUCAGUGGAACAUCUCCAUUUGGCUCCGGAUGAUGAAAUAGAAGAUAAUUACAUCACACAAGAUUAUGCUACAGAAAACUCCAUGACUCCAUUUAUACCUAAAGUACUUCACAGUGCAGAUAUGUCACCUGAUGCUUCUAAUCACGAGGACUGUGCCCCAGAUAGAUCAGAUAUUCUUCCACCUAUUACAGGUCUUACAAUAGAUAAAAUAUUCCCCCCAUCUAUAGAUGCCAAUUGUUUAAUACAGAGCACAGAGCUUAUUACCCAUCAGCCAGCUAAGGCAGGUGAGAAGCCCUUCCCAUGUUCUGAGUGUGGGAAAUGUUUUACACGUAUGUCAAGUCUUGUUAGACAUGAGAGAAUUCACACAGGUGAAAAACCAUUUCCAUGCUCCGAGUGUGGGAAGCGUUUUACAAGAAAAUCAUACCUUCUUACACAUCAGAGACUACACAUUGGUGAGAAACCAUUUUCCUGUUCUGAGUGUGGGAAAUGUUUUACACAGAUAUCAAAUCUUGUUACGCAUCAGAGAAGUCACACAGGUGAGAAGCCAUUUACAUGCUCUGAGUGUGGGAAAUGUUUUACACACAAGUCACAUCUUGUUACACAUCAGCGACAUCACACGGGAGAAAAGCCAUUUCCAUGUUCUGAGUGUGGAAAAUGUUUUGCGAGGAAAUCAUACCUUCUUACACAUCAGAGGCUACACAUUGGUGAGAAACCAUUUUCCUGCUCUGAGUGUGGGAAAUGUUUUACACAGAUCUCAAAUCUUGGUAGACAUCAGAAAAGUCACACAGGCGAGAAACCAUUUCUGUGCUCUGAGUGUGGGAAAUGUUUUGCACACAAACCACAUCUUGUGAAACAUCAGAGAAGUCACACAGGUGAGAAGCCAUUUUCAUGUUCCGAAUGUGGGAAAUGUUUUACAUGUAAAUCAGCUCUUGUUACACAUCAGAGAAAUGUCUCCCUCAGCAGUAUGGAGGCAGAAACAGAGGAGUACAAAAACCUCAACAAGAGAUUCCUGCAUAUGGUCUGUCGAGCCCGCGGUAUUAAGGUGACUGUAACGGAUGUAAAGGAAUCCCUAAUUGCAAAAUUGGUUCUAUGGGAUCGAGAACAUCCUGAUAAUGAGGAUGAGGACUCCGAGGAACAAGAUGUACCCCUGAGAAGUUGUCAGCGACGCAACCUGGCAUCUGAAGUUUCAUGCAAAGAUGAUUCACAAAACCAGCGACUGGAUCAGAGGAUGGACAGCUCUAGAAGUUGGCUGAUGGUAUAUACUCUGAGGUUGCGUAAACAGACCAGGGAACAGGUUAUGUUGGACCACCCCAGGAGGAUGGACAAGGACAGGAGUCACAUGAAUGAGAGAAUACUAAAUCUCACCCUGGAGAUCAUCUACCUGCUGACUGGGGAGUAUUACACAGUAAGGAGGAAGACAUCCGGCGAGUAUGAAACACCCAGCAUCCGUCCCCAUGUGUCAGGAGGACUGAGCAGGACCCAGAGCCACAUCCCGGUGCCUCCACCUCACUCACUGAUACAUGAGAGAUACAAUGACCAGAAGAUCCUGGAUCUCACCAACAAGAUCAUUCAGCUGCUGACUGGAGAGGAGGGGGAGUAUAUAGAAGAACACAGGGGUCUGUACAAGGACUUGAUUAUGGAGAAUCACCAGCCCCUCACAUCAAAGGAGGAUCAGGGUGAAGAUUUUAGUGAUGAAAUGGUAGAAGAUACAGAGGGAGAAGAAGAGACGUAUGUGAGGGGUGAUCAGCAGUGUAAGGAGGAGGAAAUCCCUACAGAUAUCAGCACAGAUGGGCCCAGUAACAGAGAUACCCCAGAGAGAUGUCCCCGUCCUCUGUAUUCCCAAGAUUGUACAGAGGAGAAUCACAGGAUCCCACAGGAGGAUCAGGGUGAUUAUCUGACUUAUAUUAAAAUAGAAGAUACAGAGGGAGAAGAGACGUAUGUGAGGGGUGAUCAACAGUGUAAGGAGAAGGAAAUCCCUACAGAUAUCAGCACAGAUGAGCCCAGUAACAGAGAUACCACAGAGAGAUGUCCCCGUCCUCUGUAUUCCCAGGAUUGUACAGAGGAGAAUCACAGGAUCCCACUGAAGCAUCAGGGUGGAGACCUGAUUAAUAUUAAGGUAGAAAAUAUAAGUGAGGAAGAAGAGACGUAUGUGACUGAUAUGAAGACAGAAGAUACAGAGGGAGAAGAAGAGACGUAUGUGAGAGUUGAUCAGCAAUGUAAGGAGGAGGAAAUGCCUACAGAUAUCAGCACAGAUGAGCCCAGUAACAGAGAUACCACAGAGAGAUGUCCCCGUCCUCUGUAUUCCCAGGAUUGUACAGAGGAGAAUCACAGGAUCCCACUGAAGCAUCAGGGUGGAGACCUGAUUAAUAUUAAGGUAGAAAAUAUAAGUGAGGAAGAAGAGACGUAUGUGACUGAUAUGAAGACAGAAGAUACAGAGGGAGAAGAAGAGACGUAUGUGAGAGUUGAUCAGCAAUGUAAGGAGGAGGAAAUGCCUACAGAUAUCAGCACAGCAGAGAGAGGCACAAACAAGAAUAACAAAACGAAAAACAAGAAAAGAGAUCAAAUUUAUUCUUCAGAUUUGAAAAUAGAAGAUAACAACACAGAAGAUUCUUCGGGAGACAAUCCCGUUUCUCUAUACGUACUCCCAGUACCUCACAGUGCUGAUGUAUCUGGCUCAUCUAAUCAUGGGGAAUGUUCUACUGAUAUCUCCGGUAUUGCUACUCACAGUACAGUAUUUGGAGGUGAUAAUAUCUUUCUCUGUUGUGAGUGUGGGAAAUGUUUUACACUAAAAUCAUCUCUUGUUAUACAUCAGAGAACUCACACAGGUAAGAAACAAUUUUCAUGCACAGAGUGUGGGAAAUGUUUUAAACGGAAAUCAUCUCUUGUUACCCAUGAGAGAAGUCACACAGGCGAGAGGCCAUUUCCAUGUUCUGAGUGUGGGAAAUGUUUUACACAGAAAUCACAUCUUUUUAAUCAUAAGAGAAGUCACACUAAUGAGAAGCCAUUUCCAUGCUCUGUGUGUGGGAAAUAUUUUAAGCGGAAAUCAGAUCUUGUUACACAUGAGAAAAAUCACACAGGUGAGAAACCAUUUCCAUGUUCUGAGUGUGGGAAAUGUUUUACUUAUAAAUCAGUUCUUGUUACACAUCAGAGAAGUCACACAGGCGAGAAGCUCUUUCCAUGCACCAAAUGUGGGAAAUGUUUUAUACAUAAAUCCGCUGUUGUUGCACAUCAGAGAAGUCACACAGGUGAGAAACCAUUUCCAUGUCCUCAGUGUGGGAAAUGCUUUACACAUAAAUCAGCACUUGUUAGACAUCAGAGAAAUCAUGCUGGUGAGAAACCAUUUCCAUGUUCUGAGUGUGGGAAAUGUUUUACACAGAAAUCACAUCUUGUUACACAUCAGAGACUUCACACAGGUGAGAAACCAUUUUCAUGCUCUGAAUGUGGAAAAUGUUUUCCAGACAAAUCAUAUCUUGUUAUACAUCAGAGAAGUCACACAGGUGAGAAACCAUUUUCUUGCUCUGAAUGUGGGAAAUGUUUUACACAGAAAUCAAAUCUUGUUAAACAUCAGAGGCACCACACAGGUGAGAGACCAUUUCCAUGCUCCGAGUGUGGGAAAUGUUUUACACAGAAAUCAGCUCUUGUUACACACCAAAAAAUUCACAAAAAAGAUGAGCUGAUAGAUUUGAAAAGCAUUACAUCUCUGGAAGGCUCAUUUUAUCCUGUAAACCUCAACUGAGCUUAAGAAUUCCAUCUCUGUUCCACAGUUCAUGGAGCCAUAUAGACAUCCUCAGGAGAAUUUUGGGUACACUUAAAUAAAACCAUUCUGUAAAUCUUAUUAACAACCAAACAUGGGUGUCAGAGCACGGGAAAGUCCAGGAGCCAUAUAGGUGCCAACCAGGGGCCCAUUCUAUAGUAGACCAUUGUAUCAGCUCAGCUGGGCAAGACCACGUCAGAAUAAUGUGACUUGUGAGGUGACUUUUUCAUUUUUGUACAUUUAUAAAUAUACUGGAACAUGUUUUUUUCUCUGUAUGAGUCUUUGCUCAUUGUAGUAGAAGUAAAGCCGUACGAGGCCUAACACCCUGCAGAGCCUACACUGAGAUGUGACUGACGCUAUAUGUGAGGUAAAUCAUGAGGGGCCUGAGCAUGGGAUAAUUAUCAGUCAUCGGAAUCUCCUGAGUGACAGCUGUAUGGGGAAUGAGGAAGGUUGCUAGAGAUAGACGCCAGAUGUGUGAAGCAUUAUGGGAUAUCGGAAUAUGAAGUGAUUGGCUAAACAUGGUGACAUCACUGUGGGUAUAAUAUGUAAAUGAGAGAGUGACAUCACUGCGGGUAUAACAUGUAAACUGAGAGAGUGACAUCACUGUGGGUAUAACAUGUAAAUGAGAGAGUGACAUCACUGCGGGUAUAACAUGUAAGUGAGAGAGUGACAUCACUGCGGGUAUAACAUGUAAAUGAGAGUGUCAGUCACUUAUCACAUAUACGCUUAUCUGAUGGUUACUGUGUGUACACAAUAAAUAUCACAUCUUUUAUACUACA